This is a messenger RNA of Physella acuta, 922 nucleotides long. RefSeq lists its product as uncharacterized. Lineage: Eukaryota; Metazoa; Mollusca; Gastropoda; Physidae. The record is from RefSeq and is a predicted model, not a curated record.
CUUAGUUAGGCUAUGGCGUUACCGUGUAUGUAAUAAACAUCAAUAAUUGUAUUUAUAAAAUAAAUUUCUUAGUAGACACAGAUCAAUAUAUAUAGAAACAUCGUUUUUCCAACCCAGCAAUAGAACAAGUCACUUGUCGGAGUUUGAAAAAUGCUAUUUGCUACUUGGAUUCUGAGUGUGUUUUUUAUCGUUAAAGAAAGCAAUACUGAUGAGAACUCUCGUGAAUUUCAAAGAGCAAAUGGAAUCAACGCUACAAUAGAUGGCUACCUACCCCGGUGUCCAGGGUGUGUGGUGUUUGGGAGGGAUCCACUGAUAGUCUAUGGCAAGUUUCAUCUACCAAAGGACAUGUGGCACAUAAUGACACAAGAUCCCCCGCCCCUACAAACUGAACCAAUUUUUUUUGUCUUAUUUUGCGAUUCCGGCUGCGAAGACUAUGAAAAUAGGAGUAAAUGGUCUGGGUAUUGCAGGUUUGGAAAGCCUUUCUUCAGACAAGACGGCUGCAAAUUAAGUGAAACAGAACCAAAAUUCUCCAUGGCCGAUUGCUACUGUGAUGACACUGAACCGAUGCUCUGGUUUGCUGUGAUACAACCAAAUUAUUUUAAUAAGACUAAUAUGGUAAUCCGUGUUGUUUGGGAUGAAGAAAUUGGGUCAAGAUGGUUUCCACUCCAGACUUAUAACACUAUUUAUCUGAAGGAUAUUUUUGAUCGUGGCCAUAUUGUUAUGUCUCAACAAAGAUCUACGAACAGAUCCAAGUCCUGGACGUCGGAUCUUCUGCUGGAGUUGACCUCAGUUGUCCUGGCCUUUGGUACCGUGGCUUUCUUCAUGUCUUAGGCUGAGAUCCUGCUCAUUGGUGUCCAUUAGGGUGUGACCAUUACAAAUCUCGGAACCAGGCAACUCUAUAUCACCACCAGAUAGAAUGUAA